Messenger RNA from Anthonomus grandis grandis, 1006 nucleotides. RefSeq names its product carbonic anhydrase 6-like. Bases 123 to 884 code for a protein of 253 amino acids. NCBI's taxonomy places the organism in Eukaryota, Metazoa, Arthropoda, Insecta, Coleoptera, Curculionidae. The transcript is spliced from 6 exons. Gene Ontology annotation, molecular function: zinc ion binding; carbonate dehydratase activity. The record is from RefSeq and is a predicted model, not a curated record.
CAUGUCAAAUACAAAAAGAUCGUGGCACUAUCAUAUUACAAUUUAAAUUGUUUCCAUUUUCAAAAUCCAUUGCGCAUAUUUCUUAAUUUUAUGUUAUAUUAACAUAACUAUUAUCAAACGAUAUGCAUCUUAAAUCUCCUAAAAAGAAAAGCAACUGGCCCAAACUUUGUUAUUAUGGUAAACUCCAAUCACCGAUAAAUCUGGACUCAAGAUUUGCGUAUGCAAUCACCCUGCCACCGCUUAAGCUUGAAAAUUUUAAGAAGAUGAAAAAUUUACGUAUUUGUCACACAGGAACCUCUGUUUCAGUGAAUCCAGAUAUCUGCCCUUGCCUCAGACCCAAAAUAUCUGGGUGUGGUCUAAAUGGUGUUUUCUACUUAGAUCAUCUUUAUUUUCACUGGCCCUCGGAACAUUUUCUUGACGGAUUACAAUAUGAUUUGGAAGCUCAUUUUGUUUUUGUGAACGAGAAAUAUCAAAAUUUCAUUGAAGCUGUUAAGAAUCCCUUAGCAUUAACAGUAUUUACUGUUUUAUAUACGCAAACAACUUCUACAAGAUCUAAGAAUUUUUCAGUGUUAGCGAAUGCUAUAAAGGAAGUAUGGGAUAACCCCAAAAAAACUAUCGUUGCAAAAAACGAGUUGGAUUUUUUUCAGUUUCUACCAUAUGACCAUGAGAACUUUUACAAAUAUACAGGUUCACUAACUACUAAAACAGAAGGUUGCAUAGAAUAUGUAAAUUGGAUUGUUCUUAAAAACAUUGCAAAUAUAGGAAUUUUGGAUCUUAAGAACCUCUCCCAUAUUAUGGAUAGCCACGGAAAAAUUGUAACAGAAAACAACAGAGAACUUCAAGAUCUAAAUAACAGAAUUAUUUAUACACGCCUUAUUUUAUGAGAAAUUUGUUGCCAAAGCGAAUACUAUGCUUAUAUGUAUAAAACAUGUGUUGUUUUAAAUUUUAAAGAUUUUAAUUGAUAAUAAAUAAAUGUAAAAUAAACAAAAUAAGUUUAUAAAUAAUA